This is a messenger RNA of Hemicordylus capensis (graceful crag lizard), 3500 nucleotides long. RefSeq names its product phosphate regulating endopeptidase X-linked (gene PHEX). NCBI's taxonomy places the organism in Eukaryota, Metazoa, Chordata, Lepidosauria, Squamata, Cordylidae. The transcript has 22 exons. The record is from RefSeq and is a predicted model, not a curated record. Gene Ontology annotation, biological process: protein processing. Gene Ontology annotation, cellular component: plasma membrane. The coding region runs from base 503 to 2758 and encodes 751 amino acids. Gene Ontology annotation, molecular function: metalloendopeptidase activity.
UGCACUUAGAGAGGAUGUGUUUCUUCAAUGAAGACAAAUGGGGCAGCUAGGCUGAAAAAGACAUAUGGCCAGCAGAUCAUUUGGUUUCCUAAACAGGGGCAAGAAAACACUCCUGUUAAUUUAGUGCCUGCAAAAUUUGGUCAGAAGUCCAGUUUUUUAUAGGAAAGGAGAUAUUUAUAUAUAUAUAUUGCUCAGUACAAUCUGUUUGGGCAACAUUGAGAAGUGUUUCUGCCCUGAACUGCUGAUAAAAGGGAUCUGGUCUCUGUAUGUCUUUUCUCAGAGAAGAAAUUUAAUACUGCAUCUUAUGUGGUUCCCCGCCCCCAACCUUGGGAAGAUUGAGGGACUUGGAAAUGGGUCCUGACAGCAACUUUAGCUAUAAUAAAUAAGAGUGAUUGGAAUAGAGCAGCCAUGGACGGGACUUCUCUGUAGCUGAACAGAAACAAACAGCAGUAGAAAGGAAAGCAGACUUUUUAUUUCCAGAAAACUUUGUAAAUUCAUCCUGAUGGAAGGAGAGGCAGCAGGGAGCUCAAUGCCAGCCAGCAAGAAACCAGCCAGCAGAAUUCUCCGAAUAGCCCUUGGUGUGUUUGUGAGCAGCACAGCCGUGCUUGGCACUGUACUUUUCCUGGUUAGUCAAGGUCUUAUCAAAUUUAACUCUAAACAGCAGUAUUGCUUGACUUCAGAAUGCAUUGAAGCUGCUGCAGCCAUCAAAAGCAAACUAAACACAUCUGUGGAUCCCUGUGACAAUUUUUUCCGGUUUGCCUGUGAAGGAUGGAUAGAAAAUAAUCCAAUUCCUGAAGAUUCCUCAAGUUAUGGCAUCUACCCUUGGUUGAGGCACAAUGUAGACCUCAAGUUAAAAGCUCUCCUUGAGAAACCCCUUAGCAAAAGGAGGGACAAUGAAGCAGUGCAAAAGGCUAAGAUACUUUAUUCUUCAUGUAUGAAUGAGAAUAAAAUAGAGAAAGCUGAUGCAAAACCGCUCUUAAACAUGCUGAAACAUUCUCCUUUCCGCUGGCCUGUGAUGGAAUCGAACAUUGGCUCUGAAGGAUUGUGGUCAGAAAGGAAGUUCAGCAUGCUCCAAACCCUGGCUACUCUUCGUGGCCAAUAUAGCAACUCUGUUUUCAUUCGACUAUAUGUGGCUUCUGAUGAUAAGAACUCUAAUGAGCACAUCAUAAAGCUAGACCAAGCAUCUCUUUCCCUAUCAGCACGGGAGGACUACUUGGACAACACCACAGAAGCUAAAUCUUACAGAGAUGCUCUGUGGCACUUCAUGGUUGAUACAGCUGUGCUUUUGGGUGCCAAUGCUUCACGUGCAGAGUUGGACAUGAAGUCUGUGCUUAAGCUGGAAGCCAAAAUAGCUGAGAUAAUGAUUCCCCAUGAGAAUCGAACCAGUGAAUCUAUGUACAACAAAAUGAACAUAUCGGAACUUAUCACCAUGAUACCACAGUUUGACUGGCUGGGUUACAUCAAGAAGGUGAUUGACACCAAGAUCUAUCCUCACCUCAAGGACAUAGAUGCUUCAGAAAAUGUGAUUGUCCGUGUACCCCAGUACUUCAAAGAUUUAUUCAGGAUACUAGAAAAUGAACGGAAGAAGACUAUUGCCAAUUAUUUAGUAUGGAGAAUGGUGUAUUCAAGAAUGUUUAGCCUCAGCCGACGUUUCCAAUAUAGGUGGCUGGAAUUUUCAAGGAUAAUUCACGGGACCUCCUCCUUACUGCCUCAAUGGGAUAAGUGUGUAAACGUUGUGGAAGGUGCUCUCCCUUACGUUGUCGGCAAAAUGUUUGUAGAUCUUCAUUUCCAAGAAGACAAGAGGGAAAUGAUGGAAGAGUUGACUGAAGGGGUUCGUUGGGCCUUUAUGGACAUGUUGGAAAAUGAAAACACUUGGAUGGAUUUGGAGACGAAGAAAAGAGCUAUUGAAAAGGCAAAAGCGGUUUUGGCUAAAGUGGGCUACCCAGAGUUUAUAAAGAAUGACACGUAUGUUAUUGAAGGCAUCAAAGCUAUGAAGUUUUCAGAAACGGACUAUUUUGGCAACAUACUUCAGACCCGCAAGGAUGCAGCACAGUCUGAUUUCUACUGGCUAAGAAAAGAAGUUCCAAAAACAGAGUGGUUUACCAGUCCAACUACUGUCAAUGCCUUUUAUAGUUCAACUACAAAUCAGAUCAGAUUCCCAGCAGGAGAACUCCAGAAACCCUUCUUUUGGGGAACAGAAUAUCCCAGGUCUUUAAGCUAUGGUGCCAUUGGGGUAAUUGUUGGGCAUGAGUUUACCCAUGGAUUUGAUAACAACGGUCAUAAAUAUGACAAGAAUGGAAAUUUGGAUCCCUGGUGGUCUUCAGACUCUGAAGAAAAAUUUAAGGAGAAAACCAAAUGCAUGAUUAAUCAGUAUAAUGGCUAUUAUUGGAAGAAAGCUGGCUUGAAUGUAAAAGGAAAGAGGACUUUGGCUGAAAACAUUGCAGAUAAUGGAGGAUUGCGAGAGGCUUUUAGGGCCUAUAGGAAGUGGAUCAAAGAAAAGAGACAAGGACAGGAAGAGGCCCUAUUACCAGGCAUUGACUUCACCCACAAUCAGCUCUUCUUUCUGAGUUAUGCUCACGUGAGAUGCAAUGCUUUUAGACCUGAAGCUGCGAGAGAACAAAUCUACACUGGAGUUCACAGUCCUCCUCAUUUCAGAGUUAUCGGUGCUAUGAGCAACUUUGAGGAGUUCCGGAAAGCUUUCAGCUGCCCAGAAAACACUACAAUGAAUCGAGGCUCAGCUUCUUGUCGGCUUUGGUAGCUCUUCCUCUGUACUCCUGCACUGAAAUCACUCUCUCAUUCAAAUGGUUCCAAACUCUUAAUGGAGAUCCUGCUGUGACUAAACUGUGGACCAGACAUGUUUUUUUAGUGUGUCUUGUCAUCUGGAUGUUGACCUGCACAGAUCUAAUCUCUACCUGCUUGUUCAAGAUAUAGAAAAUAUUUAAAAUAUAGAACAUAAAAAGGACAGGCUUUAUUGAAGAAGUAUUUGGAAAUGGGUUGUUUCUUUUGGAUUAUUUUAUUCUAAUCUAUGAUUUAUAGCCUAAUAGCUAUAUAUAUGUUUACUCAAAAUUAAGUCCCACUGUGUUCAAUGGUCCUUUGUCAAAGUCCGUGCCAUAGGAUUGCAGGCUUAAGCUAGUAAGAUUUACUUGGUAUACUUCUGCUUUGCAGAAGACAGAAAUGAAGCCAGUCUUUGUCCAGUGACCACAAUGCUCAAUUUAAAUUAGUCAAUUACACACACUCCCAGACCCACAAUAUCCCUCCCCCUCCCUUCCAAACUAGACCUGAAAUUUACUUGCAUACAGUAUAUCUUUUCCACAACUACUUUUUUUAGAUCAAAAGCAGUCUCAGCAGGCUAUGAAUAUGAAUGGGGCAAGGGUGGGAUGCUUCCUUUCUCCUUCAGCUGUUGUCCUGUUUAGGGGUGUAGUGAGACAUUUUUCAUUGGGGAUGAAGAGACAAACACUAGAGCAGGGGUGGGGAACCUUGGCCCUCCAGCUGUUUUUGAA